UCCAUCCCUAUUGGGCGUUGCUAGUUGUUGGAAAUUAUUAUUAUUUUGGAAUUUUUCCAUUUAAAUAGCUUAAAAACAGCACAGAAUGCACUCAUACGCGACUCUCGUUGCACUGCUGCUAGUAGCAGCAUUGAUUCACGAAGGUGAUGCCAUUUGGUGCUACCGCUGCACCUCUGCCACGCCCGGCUGUGCCGAAAAGUUCAACUGGCGUGGAAUUGGCUUUCUGGGCGAGCAAUGCCCGGAGCCCAACGACAUCUGCGUUAAGGUGACGGAACGGCGCGGCUCAAGGGAAACGAUAACACGUGACUGCCUCAGUGCCCUUAGCUUCCGAACAGAUAUUCCCGCCGACAAAUACGAAGGCUGCCGCCCGGCGGCAAAGGAUGUGCGAUUGGCCCACUACGUCAAUCACACCAUCAAGGAGCACGAUGUCAAGCGGGACUUCUUCCCAGACACGACGUUCUGCUUCUGCUUCCUAGACCAUCGCUGCAACGGCGCCAGUGGUCUGCAAAUGUCCGCGGCCCUGGGCCUACUGGCCAUGGCCAUAACGCUACUGCUCGGCCGCUAGGCCCUCGACUGUGCUGCGUAGUUGGUACCCAAAGUGCCUUAAGCCCAAUUAACGAAAGUUCAAGUAGAGCUCGAAUCUCGUCUAGCCACAUUCCGUCCCCACUUUUUGUACAACUUUUUGUAUUACUUGUGUCUGUUUACUCACCUAAUUAAAUACAUUUUACAACAUUAUAAA
Messenger RNA from Drosophila guanche, 739 nucleotides. RefSeq lists its product as uncharacterized. The record is from RefSeq and is a predicted model, not a curated record. The coding region runs from base 86 to 565 and encodes 159 amino acids. Lineage: Eukaryota; Metazoa; Arthropoda; Insecta; Diptera; Drosophilidae. Gene Ontology annotation, biological process: regulation of synaptic transmission, cholinergic; positive regulation of voltage-gated potassium channel activity; sleep. The transcript has 3 exons.